GCCGUCCCCGAGGGUUCCCCCCGCGCCCCCCGCGGCCCGCUGCCGCCCCCGCCGGCGCCCAGAGGCCGGCCCGGGCCCGGCGCGCUCCCGGGGCCCCCGGCGGCGGCAGCGGCGGCGGCUGCGGCGGAGCCCACCGCCGGCGCCCCGAUGAGUAACUCCCGGAACAACCGGGUGAUGGUGGAGGGGGUCGGGGCGCGGGUGGUCCGCGGCCCGGACUGGAAGUGGGGCAAGCAGGACGGCGGCGAGGGCCAUGUGGGCACGGUCCGGAGCUUCGAGAGCCCCGAGGAGGUGGUGGUGGUGUGGGACAACGGCACCGCCGCCAACUACCGCUGCUCCGGGGCCUACGACCUGCGCAUCCUGGACAGCGCGCCCACCGGCAUUAAGCAUGAUGGAACCAUGUGUGAUACCUGCCGCCAGCAGCCAAUCAUUGGCAUUCGAUGGAAGUGUGCCGAGUGUACGAAUUAUGAUUUGUGCACAGUGUGUUACCAUGGAGACAAGCACCACUUAAGGCACCGCUUCUAUAGAAUCACCACACCUGGGAGUGAGCGGGUUCUAUUAGAAUCUCGUAGAAAAUCUAAGAAGAUUACAGCCAGAGGGAUCUUUGCAGGUGCCAGAGUGGUACGAGGAGUAGACUGGCAAUGGGAAGAUCAGGAUGGAGGAAAUGGACGUAGGGGGAAGGUAACAGAAAUCCAAGACUGGAGUGCAUCAAGCCCACACAGUGCAGCAUAUGUUCUCUGGGAUAAUGGUGCUAAGAACCUUUACAGAGUUGGCUUUGAGGGCAUGUCUGAUCUGAAGUGUGUCCAGGAUGCCAAAGGAGGUUCUUUCUACAGAGAUCACUGCCCUGUGCUAGGUGAGCAGAAUGGCAACAGGAAUCCUGGUGGGUUGCAGAUUGGUGACUUGGUAAAUAUAGAUCUUGACCUAGAAAUUGUACAGUCUUUGCAGCAUGGUCAUGGAGGAUGGACUGAUGGCAUGUUUGAGACUUUAACUACAACUGGAACUGUUUGUGGCAUUGAUGAAGAUCAUGACAUUGUAGUACAGUAUCCAAGUGGAAAUAGGUGGACCUUCAAUCCUGCUGUUCUCACUAAAGCCAACAUUGUCCGAAGUGGGGAUGCUGCUCAAGGUGCAGAAGGAGGCACCUCACAGUUUCAAGUGGGUGAUCUUGUACAAGUUUGUUAUGAUCUGGAAAGAAUUAAGCUUCUGCAAAGAGGACAUGGAGAAUGGGCUGAAGCUAUGCUCCCAACUUUAGGUAAAGUUGGCCGAGUACAACAGAUUUAUUCAGACAGCGAUUUAAAAGUGGAAGUUUGUGGCACAUCCUGGACAUAUAAUCCAGCAGCAGUUUCCAAGGUGGCAUCCGCAGGAUCAGCCAUUAGCAAUGCAUCUGGUGAAAGACUCUCCCAACUCUUGAAGAAAUUAUUUGAAACCCAAGAAUCUGGUGACCUCAAUGAAGAACUAGUUAAGGCUGCUGCCAAUGGAGAUGUUGCUAAAGUGGAAGAUUUGCUAAAAAGACCAGAUGUGGAUGUAAAUGGACAAUGUGCUGGCCAUACUGCUAUGCAAGCUGCUAGUCAGAAUGGACAUGUUGAUAUUUUGAAGUUACUUUUGAAACAAAAUGUGGAUGUAGAAGCAGAGGACAAAGAUGGAGAUAGAGCCGUUCACCAUGCAGCUUUUGGAGACGAAGGUGCUGUUAUUGAAGUAUUACAUCGAGGCAGUGCUGACUUGAAUGCUCGCAACAAACGCCGACAGACACCACUUCAUAUUGCUGUCAAUAAAGGUCAUCUUCAAGUUGUAAAGACUUUAUUGGACUUUGGUUGUCAUCCCAGUCUACAGGAUUCUGAAGGUGAUACUCCUCUUCAUGAUGCAAUAAGUAAAAAACGUGAUGAUAUCCUGGCAGUCCUUCUGGAAGCUGGAGCAGAUGUUACCAUUACAAACAAUAAUGGGUUUAACGCCCUACAUCAUGCUGCACUAAGAGGAAAUCCCAGUGCAAUGCGUGUUUUACUAUCUAAAUUACCAAGACCAUGGAUUGUGGAUGAGAAGAAAGAUGAUGGGUAUACUGCCUUGCAUCUGGCUGCUCUUAAUAAUCAUGUGGAAGUGGCUGAAUUGUUGGUACAUCAGGGUAAUGCAAACCUGGAUAUCCAGAAUGUGAACCAACAAACGGCCCUCCAUCUUGCUGUUGAACGACAGCACACCCAGAUUGUUAGGCUUUUGGUCCGAGCAGGUGCCAAAUUAGAUAUUCAGGAUAAGGAUGGGGACACUCCUUUGCAUGAAGCUCUGAGGCAUCACACCUUGUCUCAGCUACGUCAGCUCCAGGAUAUGCAAGAUGUGGGGAAGGUUGAUGCUGCCUGGGAGCCAUCCAAAAACACAUUAAUAAUGGGACUUGGUACCCAGGGGGCAGAGAAGAAGAGUGCAGCAUCUAUUGCCUGCUUCUUGGCUGCUAAUGGUGCUGACCUUAGCAUUCGAAAUAAGAAGGGUCAGUCACCACUUGAUCUGUGUCCCGAUCCAAGCCUCUGCAAAGCACUGGCAAAAUGUCAUAAAGAAAAAGUCAGUGGUCAAGUGGGUUCUCGAAGUCCUUCAAUGAUUAGUAAUGAUUCUGAAACCUUAGAGGAGUGUAUGGUGUGCUCAGAUAUGAAGAGAGAUACUCUUUUUGGCCCAUGUGGACAUGUUGCUACCUGUUCUUUAUGUUCUCCACGAGUCAAGAAAUGCCUCAUCUGUAAAGAACAAGUUCAGUCUAGGACAAAGAUUGAAGAAUGUGUGGUAUGCUCAGACAAGAAAGCAGCUGUUCUUUUUCAACCGUGUGGACACAUGUGUGCUUGUGAAAACUGUGCUAAUCUAAUGAAAAAGUGUGUGCAGUGUCGGGCAGUGGUUGAACGAAGAGUGCCUUUUAUUAUGUGUUGUGGAGGUAAAAGUUCAGAAGAUGCUACUGAUGAUAUCUCAAGUGGAAAUAUCCCAGUGUUACAAAAGGACAAAGAUAAUACGAAUGUCAACGCAGAUGUGCAGAAGUUGCAGCAGCAGUUGCAGGACAUUAAGGAGCAGACAAUGUGCCCAGUGUGUUUGGAUCGCCUAAAGAACAUGAUUUUCCUCUGUGGCCAUGGAACGUGCCAACUCUGUGGAGACCGAAUGAGUGAAUGUCCAAUCUGUCGCAAGGCUAUUGAACGAAGGAUUCUUUUGUAUUAACAAGAAACUCAGUGUGUUUUGUUAGCUAAGGUAUUUGGUCAUGAGAUCUUAGUAAGCCUUUAAACUAGUAGGAGGUUCUAAUGAAUUAAUUUUUAAUAUUAUAGUUUCUUUACUAGAGUAUAAUUAAACUGUAAAUGUACCAGAACAAAAUAACUCUACAAAACAGUGUUUGAAGUUGUGUGUUUUUUGUUUUGUUUGGUUUUAUGUUUGUUUUUUAAUUUGAAACAUCAAAUUCAUGUACUUAAUAGAUAAUUUACUUUUGGCUGAGGGGGAAAAUCUAUGAAGGAGGAAAAAUCCUUUAAAGAUCUUCUUUUUAUAAAUCUGUGAGACCUCAGAAAAUACAUUUUGUUAUAACCUGCUAUCCUUCAGUUUAUCAUGAUUUGAUACAGUGAAUUGACACAGGUACUCAGAAAAGUUAUGCAUCAAAUGAAAGGGGCAAGUCAAACUAUUUUGUCACAUAUGGGAAAUAUUAAAGAGAAUUUUUUUUAAGUAACAUAAAGUUAUCCAAAUAGUUGUUUCUGAAUUCUUAGAGUAAAUGAAAGCAUAGAAUGAAAGAAUAAUGGCUUUGCAUUUAGCUUAUUUUCUAAAUUUAAAGGGGGAAGGAAACUUGAAUCUGGUUGCCAGUGUUAAAAUGACGGGUAGACAUGAAAAGGAAAAAUUACAGUGAGGAACUGAAGGGAGGAAAAUUCUUCAGUCAGAGAGUAUCUGUUAACUGCUGUUAAUGAUUCUCGUUUUUAUGUUCAUUAUACACUGUUCUGUUCAGUAAGCCUUUAAAAAAUGCCUGUGAAAAGUA
Pipistrellus kuhlii (Kuhl's pipistrelle) is the source of this 3961-nucleotide messenger RNA. RefSeq names its product MIB E3 ubiquitin protein ligase 1 (gene MIB1). Gene Ontology annotation, cellular component: cytoplasm. Bases 148 to 3168 code for a protein of 1006 amino acids. Gene Ontology annotation, biological process: protein ubiquitination. Lineage: Eukaryota; Metazoa; Chordata; Mammalia; Chiroptera; Vespertilionidae. The transcript is spliced from 21 exons. The record is from RefSeq and is a predicted model, not a curated record. Gene Ontology annotation, molecular function: ubiquitin-protein transferase activity; protein binding; zinc ion binding.